UGGUAGCAAUGUGCUGAUGUGCAAAUGUUUUUGUAAAUCAACAUGGUACCAGUCGUAGCUUUUAAAAUUGUAGUUUCAGUAUAACACUUUUCGCUCGAGAAGCAAAAACUAUUAUCUAAUUGCCGAAGUAAUGAACUUUUAAUUAUGAAAGCACAUACACGUUUAGCAGGAAAAUACGUACGUAAAUUGUGCUGUCUAACCGGUAGAGUCUACGAAGGAUAUGUGAAUAUUUUUAUUACAAAUAAUAAAUCAUUACAAUUUAGCAGGCGAGGGUUCAGUACCCUUCCCAGCACAAAUUUUUAUAAAACUUUAUCUCGAAAACCACCUUGGCGUGUAUUGUUUUUUGGAACGGACGACUUCUCUUUGGCAAGCUUGAAAAUGCUCUUCAGAGAACUGGAAGAUGGUGGAUUGGUGAAGCAGCUUGCAGUUGUGACAUCACUUAAAACAAAGAAGAAUCCUGUAAGAGACUUUGCGGUGGAAACUGAGUUGUCAACAUUUAGUUGGCCGUGUCAUGCCUUCCCUGGAGACUUUGAUGUUGGACUGGUGUCUUCAUUUGGACAUCUCCUUCCAGAAUGCGUAAUUGAAUCAUUCCCUCUAGGAAUGCUGAAUGUUCAUGCCAGCCUCCUGCCCCGUUGGAGAGGAGCUGCCCCCAUCAUCUACGCGAUCCUUAAUGGGGACUCCGAGACUGGAGUAACCAUUAUGCAAAUUAAGCCACGCAAGUUUGACAUAGGCAACAUUGUGCUCCAGGAGCGUUGCCCUAUCGCGCCUACAGACACAGCUCCAGUGUUAAAAGAACGACUCGCUGAGCUCGGAUCAAAGCUCCUUCAGGAGACCCUGAAAGACCUGCCUCGCUGCUUGCAUGAGUCCGUACCGCAGCCGGAGUCUGGCGUCACAUAUGGUAUGAGUUAUGAACGUAACUAGCCAAUUACAUAUUUUACAAAUAAUGUGUACAAAAAGUUGUUGAUACGGUUUCUUGUACCUAAUAGGGGCGUCAACGGAACAGGGAUGCGUGACUCCAGAUAUAAAGUCAAAAAUGCUUGGUCAAAGAACAUUUUUUGAUGUAAUGUUCAAAAGAUACAGGGGAAAAUAAUUGUGAUUGCAGUGGUAUAUUUUUAAAGCUCUGUCAGUAAUUAAUUUGUUUCAACGAUAAAUUAAUAUGGCGGCUACACACUUCUUAACGCUUCUUUUUCAUGGUAAGUAAAGCUAUCCCGUUACAUGUCAGUGUUGGCACUUAGGGGAGAGGAGGUUUAGCUUCUGCUGAUUCUCGACCUCGGCACUAGACGGGGGUGAGUGGUCAGCGUCACGCCCCGGCCACGCUUUGCCCCCGGGAAAGGACCCCGGUACCCAUUGGACAGGA
Zootermopsis nevadensis is the source of this 1357-nucleotide messenger RNA. NCBI's taxonomy places the organism in Eukaryota, Metazoa, Arthropoda, Insecta, Blattodea, Termopsidae. The record is from RefSeq and is a predicted model, not a curated record.